Messenger RNA from Menidia menidia (Atlantic silverside), 1464 nucleotides. NCBI's taxonomy places the organism in Eukaryota, Metazoa, Chordata, Actinopteri, Atheriniformes, Atherinopsidae. The record is from the annotation of a GenBank genome assembly.
AUGGCAAAAUUUGUGCUUGCUGGUAGAGCAGACUGUCCUUAUUAUGCCAAAGCGGAACUUUUAGCAGACGCUUUGCAGCGAUCUCUGCCUAACUUCAAGGUUCACAAGAUCCCUAUACUGCCAGGUGAAUGGAAGGAAUGGCUUAGGGCCACAUGCAACAGAAAUAAUUGGAAACAUGAUGACUCUCCGUUGGUUUGGAGGGACUUGGUAGAACAAGGAGGAAAGGCAAUGAUCUUAGGGGGUCUCAGGGACUUUUUGGAGCACUGCCAGGACUACUAUGGCGUCACAUCAGACAUGUCCAUGGACAUGAUGCUCAGAAUUGCAGCAGAGAAUCUGGAGACCCAAAUUAGCCUUGAUAUGGAAGAGAAGCAUAGGCGGAGUCUUAUUAAACCCCUCCACAUCUGGAUCACUGGUGCUCUGAGCCCAGCUUCCCAUGUGUUGAUUCCCCGUGUGCUGUCCACGGAGGUGUUCCCAAACACCGAGGCUGUCAGCCUCCACCUUUUGGACCUGGACGGGGAUGGGGGGGAAUUGCAGGAGUUGAGACAGGAGACAGAAGACUUGGCACUCUCAAUGCUCCAUGAGGUGACCAUCCACACAGAUCAGGAACAAGCUUUCCAAGAGGCAGAUGUUAUCUUGUUUUUGGAUGAGGUCAACACCAACGAAGAGAACACCAGUGAUGAGGAAAAGAUGGAAAGACUGAGACUCAUCUCGGAGCGCUACAGAGCCUACGGGCGUCUGAUCGACACUGGAGCCAGCAGACAGGUGAAGGUGAUCGUCUCUGGUGACCCCUUUGUCAACCUCAGGUGUGCGCUUCUUGCAGAAACUGCUCGCUCUAUUGAGAGCCGCCAGUUUGUUGCCUCGGCCACACAGCUGGAGAAUGAAGCCAGAGCUCUGAUCGCAAAGCAGAUGAACGUCAGGUCCUCAGAUGUCACAGACGUCAUCAUUUGGGGGAACAUCAGCGGCGGUUUCUACAUCGAUCUGCAAAGGGCAAAGAUUUUUAACUACGAUGGGGCAAUCAAAGGGCCAGCUUUCUUCUCUCACGCAGUGCUCGAGGUUUUUCACGACAGGACGUGGUUGGAAACGGACUUUCAACACCUGGUGCGUCAUCACUGCAAAGCCGUGGCCUCAAAGACCGGCCGAGCAGCUGCUGCAUCAUCCGCCAACGGAGUCCUCAGGGUCCUGGAGGCGUGGAACGGCCCCUCCCUUCCGGACCAGCUCCUGUCUGUCGGUGUGCUUUGCCCAGGCUUUUACGACCUCCCAGAUGGCAUCGUCUUCUCCGUUCCGGUUACAUUUACAGAGGGAAAAUGGUCCCCGCUGAUGGAGGUGAACGUUGGGGAGCAGCUGAGGGGGCGACUUCAGCUUUGUGCAGAGGAGCUGCUGCAGGUUGGUGACAAUGCUAAACUCCAUAUUGAAAAAGAACUCGGAUCAGAAAGCUGCCGGGCUGCCAUGAACAAAGACAUCUGA